Messenger RNA from Esox lucius (northern pike), 6800 nucleotides. RefSeq names its product nucleolar protein 4-like a (gene nol4la). NCBI's taxonomy places the organism in Eukaryota, Metazoa, Chordata, Actinopteri, Esociformes, Esocidae. The coding region runs from base 442 to 2526 and encodes 694 amino acids. The record is from RefSeq and is a predicted model, not a curated record. The transcript has 11 exons.
ACCAAAAAUGGUGUCGGAUGAAUAAAAGUAGGUCGAGAGAAAACCACAGCGGUUUUUCCAUCCAUGCUUCGUAUGUGUUCUUUGUUGUUUGGUGAACACUGUAUGGUAUUUCCUCCAUAUCUCAGCCUCCAGUCAAAAGACCGUUUACGCACAGGUGGGAGAUACCCGCAAUAGGACAGCCCCCUCCCUCAGUUCCUCAGCGGAUGAUGUGAGCAAGUGACAUUUUGCCGUUGCGGUUUGGGACAGCAGGCAGCGUCUGCAAACAGGUGUGCGGCUGCCCGAAUCAGUUACGCCUUUAUUCCAGCUGACAAGGAGAGGGAGAAAGCCAUCCCAGUCGCGGAAUCAUCCUCCUCGACGCGGGACAGGAGAGGAGGGGGAAACCUGCAUCUUAGCAGCAAUUUUAUUAUCUGAAGAGGCAAACUGGUUGUAGGAGAUAACGCUAUGGCUACAAAAAAAUCAUCAUGCACGGAUGUAACGAAAAGAAGCCGGAGUCCCGUCGUUUUGGAAGCGGAAAUGUUCAGUGAAUUUCAGGACUGGUGCCUCCGGACUUAUGGGGACUCGGGUAAAACAAAGACAGUCACCCGGAGAAAAUAUAACAAAAUCAUGCAAACACUGUUGCAAAACGACGAUUCGGACGGCAUGUAUGUCGACAAUAGCCACAUCAAUGCCAAAUUCAAAUUUUGGGUGAAGUCGAAAGGGUUUCAGGUCGGGAGCAACAUUCUGGGGGAACACAAGAAAGGAGCAUCAGGAAAGCCUGUCCUAUAUGUCCCGGUCAAGUCAACGUGUGCUGAUGCAGGCUCGGCCCAGGACAGUUCGUCCCUGAAGAGGGUAGCAGUUGUGGAGGAUUUCUUCGAUAUCAUCUAUGCCAUGCAUGUGGAGAUGGGUGCAGACCCUGGCAGAGCACCUAAACAUGCUGGCCAGAAGAAGACUUACAAAGCGAUAGCAGAGACGUACGCCUUCCUACCCAGGGAGGCAGUGACACGUUUCCUAAUGAGCUGUGGAGAGUGUCAGAAGCGGAUGCACAUCAAUCCCAGCACCGCAGAGUUCAAAGAGAAUGAUCGACCAACAUCCCUUGUCCCGGACCUCAUUGACUAUAAUAUGCCCCUGACUGCCACCUACCUGAAACAGAUGAAACUACAGUGCAUGACUGCCAAUGAGCGGGACGACAGUUCGGUGAGCAGUGAGGACAUGGAUAUGGCUGAACCCACGUGGAUCUCAGUUGAGCGUCCGCCUGUACCUGCCCUCAGUCCGCCCAACGGGGAGAGAGUACACAGCCCACAGACGGCACUCAAAGAGGAGGAUGAUGAUGACUCCUCUGAGAGUGGGAGUGCCAAUGGGCUGCCGGCCCUGACCCCUCCGGAUGCGAUGGUUGUGAGCAGUGUCCCUCCAGACGUUGUGCCUCCUUACAGGGAGGUGACUGAGAAUGGUGUGAUAGCUCCCCUGGACUUCAGCACCACCACCUCCUCAUCGUCCUCCUCAGAGGACCAGCAACCGGUCAAUUUAACCGAAAGACUGCUGCCUGUGGGGAGUCCUGUUGGGACGACCUACACAGCUGAUCCAACCAGGAAGUACCUCGGGAAACCUGACUACGGCAGCAAGUCUCCUCAGUAUAGUUCAGGAAGCUAUGACUCGGUGAAGACAGAACUGAGCAUGAGCGCAGAGGACCUGACUUCUGGGCGUGCUCAGAUACUCGACGAUGACGAUGAUGAGCACGACGACCACGAUGACGGUGACAAAAUCACUGACUCUGAAGGCAUGGACCCGGAGAGGCUGAAGGCCUUUAAUAUGUUUGUGCGUCUGUUUGUGGAUGAGAACCUGGACCGCAUGGUGCCCAUCUCCAAGCAGCCCAAGGAGAAGAUCCAGGCCAUCAUCGAGUCGUGCAGCCGACAGUUUCCAGAGUUCCAGGAGCGUUCACGCAAGCGCAUCCGCACCUACCUCAAAUCCUGUCGCCGUAUGAAGAAGAGCGGUUUUGAGACGCGGCCCACCCCCCCACACCUCACGUCUGCCAUGGCUGAGAACAUUUUGGCUGCUGCUUGUGAAAGUGAGACUCGCAACGCUGCCAAGAGGAUGCGACUAGAUGUCUAUCAAGGCCCUGAGGAACCGGCUACUGUUGAUAAGAACGGCUCCAGGGACCCGACCUCUGUGACCCCCUCAGGCUUCUCCCUAGCUGCCUCAGCCUAUUCCCAGUCCCAGUCCCAGGACUCAGUCUACACUAAUGGCACCAACGGAGGCCUCAACUACAGCUUCCGCAGCUACGGGGCAAUCAGCAACAACCUGCCGACCACCGGUGCCGCCACACAAACCAAUGGUCCCACUGAUCUCAGUAUGAAGUCUGUGGCUCCCACCUCCUCGUCCUCCUCUUGCUCCAAUAGUCACGGAGGUGGGGGUGGGGGCGGAGCGUCUGCUCAGCUUAGCCCCCCUGAGGUGACAGCGGUGCGGCAGCUUAUCGCUGGGUACAGAGAGUCUGCCGCCUUCCUGCUCCGUUCCGCGGACGAGCUGGAGAACCUGAUCCUACAGCAGAACUGAACCGGAACCAGGCCAGAUCUUGCUGAACCAUGCCGUGCCAACACUCGUUUCCACAGGCUGUUUGCUCUGUCCACUCCCCCUCUCAGUCACACACAGUCAGACAGGCACAUCAAUCCUGAGCUACACUGAGCAAAAGAAAGUCACGAAGUGUAGGAGUAGUUCUGCAUUGCACAACUGGGCCAGAUACAGUAUGGAGGUGGUAGAUGAAGUAUGGUACAUCGUCACAGUUUACGUCAGAGGUAAGAAACAGUGAAUAGAUAUACGCAAUAUUUCAGUUCACACUGCCCCGUUAGCUUUUGUUGUUCUCAUCACAAACCAACUAGUCACCUUCUUCAUCUAUACCGCCUCAAGCACAUUUUUAAUGGAUUUCUUUUCAAAACUCUGAGGAGGUAUUUGUCAAAAAUGGAUUGCUGCUACAAAUUUGACCUUCUGCCAUUGGUCUGUUAACCUCAACGGUGGUUUUUAAAGUUUGAUGGUUUGGGUAUGGAAAGUGGAGUCAUAUAAAAUCAUAGCUGUAGGAUAAAGCAAUGUCAUGUUUCCUAAUGUACGGUUUUUCAAAACAAGGUGCAAUAUGGAAGAAUAUUGUUAAAUGUGCAUGGAUUGAUAUGCCACUAGGCAAGUCAGGCCAAUGUCCACAGGACUCAGUGCAAAAUGAGGUCUUCUAAGCGUGAGGUCUCCUCUCAACGAGAUGAGCUAACUGGGAAAACAUUCCAUAGAGAAGGCAGAUUUACCACAAACCUCCCGUACGUUAUGAGGCUCCAAUGGAAGCAGAAACGUUAGUUGUCAAUCAGGAAUCUGCUGUGUGAAUGGAACACAAAGAAAAUGGAUACCAUAGCAGCGUUGUAGCUUCAUUGUUGUCUGUCCUAAAUGCUGCUCUUCUUUAUCUUUGACCAUAUCUGAGGCCCUCUCAUUGACCGCAACCAGUCAGAUAUGUGAAUAGGACACAGUACCUGAUGUAGAAUGAUAUGAGGCUUGAGGUCACUGAGGUCUUUGAAAGUCACUUGAGCCAAUUAAAUAGUCUAACUGAUCCGAGCGUUUUAUAACAUUUUGUAUUGAUUUAAGUCAGUCAGACAUUAACAGCACAUGGUUGUGCCAUGAACUUUGUCUCAUGAACAUCACAUGGCUGUCUCAUGGAAAUGUAAGGUGAAUGCACUGCACUCCUUGUAAGUAAUGUUGGCUUGCUCAAGAAAAAUAUCACACCAAAUCCUCUUCACCUUAACUCCCAUUUCUCACCCAUCUUGCCUACCUUAUCAACUCAAAAUCCAAUAUGAAAAACGUCACAAAAAAAAGCAAAAGACAAUCUUGAAUAUGUGUGAUGGCGCAGUUUACUCUCACAAUUCCUUGCUAUGGUGUGUUCAUUAUGUGAGGGCAGCACAGAGUACCGUAACCACACCCAGAGCACAUGGCCUCUCUGAACAGACAAGGAGCAGCCAGUCAACACUAAGCGUUCAUACAGAAGUGUGUUGCAAAAAAACGAUUUCUCUACUUUUGGUAUUGUUGUUGAACGUUGGCAUUACUGAAUGUUGUUCAUUAUUUCUGUUGGUUGUGUGGAGUGAAGUGGAGUGGCCCUUUCAAAGCUCUUUUGUACAACGUUAGCAUUGUAUAAGUACGUUUUCUCUGUACGCUUAAACAUUCCAAACAGACAAAAAAAAAUAUUUUAAGCAGUCAACCUGGUCAGCACCUUAGAUUUGUCAGAUAACUCAUAUCAGAGAGAAAUAUAUUUGUGUCAUUUAAAAUAAAUUAUUGAUGUCAGUAGCACAUAUGUUUAAUACACUUCUGUGAUGAACAUUCCAAGUACAGGUCAGUCUGUCAAAAACAACACGCAGAAAUGAUUCUGUUAUUAAUGAAUGGUCACAUCCAUGACACAAUUGGACUGCUUUAUAAUAUUUAAAAUGUUCUUAUAAUCUAUUGCAAGUUUGGAAGCACUUUACAGCUCAGGAUAUAUAUAAAAAAACAAAGGUACAUGUUUGUAACCAGACAUUGCUACAGAGCACCCCUACUUGAUUGAAAUAUUUGACACAUUUAUUCACAUGCUUCACAAUAGUAUGGUGGUGUAUAUGAUGAGAGCUGUGAGUGAGGGGUUUACUUUUCAGUUUGAAUGUCUGUAUCUAUUUAACUGUAGAAUAUUUGGGUCCACUGACUCCUAAUCGUCAUGGAUACUUUGAUGUGGAACGCAAAUGCACACUCCUAAAAUGCACAGGAUUGGGUUAUAAAUUACAUGGCAAGGCUCAAGCAAGAAUCAGCCAAUCAAAAAAAUAAUAAUACUUCCAUUUAAAAAUGUUGCUAGCAACACAAGUGCUGCUUUAAAUGCUCAUAUUUUGACCACAUCAGACAUUUUAUUUGAGCCAGACUAGUCAGGCUUUACAAACUGUCAUUUUGAAACGACAUCAUGGGGGCUCAGGCUUGAGUACACAUUUGAAUGUAGGAGAAAUGUUAAUUAGGAUGGACUCCUCUGGGUAGACUUCAUCAAUCAACUUGAUGGCUACCUUGGGAUCUGUCCCUUACUUUCCAAAUGUCUUCAGUGUCUCCUCCACCUCCACCUGGCCCUUGUCUACAUUUGGCCAGCCAUAAUUUCCAGCAGCCAUCAGCAAACUGACAUCGACACUUCAUUAUAUUAUUGAUGCAGAGUUGACCCUGAAUUCAGUUAGGCUUUUUAAUGCAUCUCUUUGCUUUCUGUCCAAAAAAGGGGAGAGAGAACUUCUUAAUUUCUCUUAAGAAUACAGUUAUUGUAACCAAUGAAACACAACCAUUUGUUGGCACAUUUUAUUACAGUGGGAUUCCUCUUUGCAUUUGGCAGGACAAUGUAAUGUAUAGAUGUUUGAUUAAAAAAAAACUGAGCGUAAAAGCCCUAGUAGCUUGUGGAUUGCUGAUGUGGUCAGAUAUAUGUAUAACUGUACAAAGGGUUGUAAAAGAAACAUUUUCAAACCUAAAUCUGUGGGGUACAGCACUGUUCCAGAAAAAUCUAUGUUGUUUCAACCCUUGCCUGUUUUAACCUAUCAGUUGGUGGUGCUCUGUAAAACGUAUAUUGUUCUUGAUAUUCUUUCAUUUGUUACUUCUCCUGCACUGGCCAGAGACUGCAGUUCUGUGCAGGGGGUUGUAAUGUACUGUAUACCAAUGUGAAGCUUUGUAUUUUUUCCUUCUGGUUUUUUGGACUCAGUGAAAGUGUGAUGUUUACAUGUACAGAUUUUUCAAAAUACUUUUACUUUUCGUCCGUGUUAUUUUCUCACCCUGCCCCGCCUGUUUCUAAUUCUUCAGACAUUUCUUUAGUGCAUUGCAUCAAGUGCAGACAGAUGUGACUGCUUUGAAAGGUGGUCAGGUCAGAUGACAUUGACAUGGUCAACGUUGGUCUUGACUGAGACAGCCAGGUUGGGUGGUCUCUGGUGAUGGCUGAUAGAUUCAGGCCCUAUAGGGAUCCUGGAGUGAGAGGAAGCGUCACGCAAGUUCAAAGUGCACCAUGAAUUGCCUACCUCUGAGAUUUAUCAGUAGCAUAAUGGUACACAGAUCCCUAUUGAAGGAUUGCAGAUAAUCCAGCUGUUGUUUCCCUUCUGAAUAGCCCUCAUGCUAAUACGCCCCGUGGCAAGUGCUGCCAAAUGGGUUCAUUAGCAUGAACUCAAUCACUGAGCAACGUAAAACAAUUAAACAAUAGAAUGUGUCUGUACACUAGUUAAAACAGCACAACAGCCACUCCAUGGUUGCUGUAAGGUACACUUUGACCUCUCGUAACUGCUCCUCAGCGAUGCGAUGUAAAAGCCAUUCCCCUCUCCUGGUCCUCAAGGGGGAACACAAGAACCUCAGGAAACGCUUAAUCUCUGAGUUUAUUUUUUAUCCAUUAUGGUCUUUACUUGUGACAGUAAAGUCAAUCUACCUAUUACCAUGACAUUUAUAUGAAACGUUUAUCAUUGUUUUGUACAUUUAUCAUUGUGAUUUAAAAGUGGAGCUUUUCCAGUACAUGUGACUGAAUAUUUAGAUUUUUUUGAAAAGUGUUUAUAGGUAUAAAUAUUUAUUAAUAUAUGUGAAGCGACCUAAAAGACAAAAGAAAAGGCAGAAAAUUGUCAUUUGUUUGUUUCAUGCAAAGCCGCCCAGACGGGAUAUUCUUUGCCUCUUACAUAUCACAAAUGAUAAUGAAAUGUUUGUUUUGAAAUAGCGCUUUUUCAGUGUAAUGUCAACGCUAAGGUAAAAAAAUGUUGGUUACCAACAGAAGUAUUGCAAGGCUCUCUUCUGAGAUGUCAGUAACUGAAUAAAACAGUGCGAUGAGCUAUCACACCGAAACCUGA